AUGUCGCUGUUCAAUGAGAAAUUGUUGGUCCCUCAUUUGCCGAAAGAGUUUGCCGAUGGUUUCAAAAUCCGGCCAUUGCAUGAAAACGAUUUCUCCAAAGGUUAUCUCGAUUUGUUGUCUCAAUUGACCACGGUUGGAAAAGUAAAUGAGACGAAGUAUUUCGAAAGAUUUGAGGUGAUGAAAAAUACUCAUCCAUUGUCUUAUUAUAUUGUUGUUAUCGAAGAUGUCAAAAAUAACAAAAUUGUUGGCUCGUCAAGUUUAGUAAUCGAAUGGAAAUUCAUACACGAAGCAAGUUCACGUGGAAGAAUUGAAGACGUGGUUGUCGACAAAGAGCAACGUGGAAAAAAGUUUGGCGCGGUUUUGAAUGAAAUAUUGGUUUCGCUCGGAAAAUCACUAGGAUGCUACAAAUUAUCUUUAGAAUGUGUCGAAGGACUUGUUCCAUUUUAUAGUCAAUUUGGAUACAAAGAUGAUUGUCAUUUUAUGACACAAAAGUUCUAA
Molecule: messenger RNA, 498 nt
Organism: Caenorhabditis angaria
Lineage: Eukaryota; Metazoa; Nematoda; Chromadorea; Rhabditida; Rhabditidae
Source: the annotation of a GenBank genome assembly